AUGAUCGGGGGGAAGAACACCGCGAGUCUUGCGAGUGUUUAAGACGUCUGAUGUCGUAGUAGUAAUGGUAGUAGCAACUGCAACUAGUGUAGAGUAAAGCGAGCUUGUACAUGAAUUAAGCAAGCCCAACAUAAGCUGCAGCGGUCUGUCCGGUUCCGCACAUGUGAGCAAUAAAGGGGUGAAUGGUGUUGGCCGUUUUUGUACGGUUGGUGGAUCAAAAACCCCCAGUGUGUUUAUGCUGUUUUGUUUACUGUGUGCCGAACUGUCAUCUGUGUGUGUGUGUAUGUGUGUUCCGAGAGCUGUCAAUUGUUGCCCGCGAAACAAACAAAACAAAAGCGAACCCUUUACAGCGAACAAAUCCGUGAUCAGGUGACCACCGCAGAACGGAAGAGAACAAAACGGAAACGGGAGUGCGUGUGUACAUUCAGUUGGACAACAGUCGAAUCGAGAAUGGUGCCUAACCCGAAGGAACGAAAGCAAAACCCACCGGGGGCAACCGAAGGAUCCGAUCCCGAAGUCAGCCAGCCAACCGCGGAUCCGCCCGAAGAAAACAACCUGUCCGGCGACGAAGAGGAAAUUGAUCCCGAUGACGCCGAGUUCCAUUCCAUCAACAAUUGCCUGGAUGCGCUGAGCUCAGCCCUGGAUAACAUCGAGCAGAAGAAUGAUUCGCUGCACGAGCAGCUGUUGCUCUUGCUGGAGUCGCAGCGCGAAUCCCUCAAAGCACUGAAAGAGGAAAAUAGUCGUAAGGCGGCGCAGCAGCAGGGCGAGCCCGGCGAAGACGGUAACGAUUCCAACCAACCCGAACCACCAGCCCAACCGAUGGAACAGUGCUAGAGUAAACAGAUUCGUGGCUAACACAAUGACCCCCCCUCCCCCAGUCGGUGUGCAGGGUGUGUGGCAUGGACCUAGCACCCGGUGAUCAUGGACAACGUUAUUUAUUGGAAUAAAUCACCUUCUAUUUCGUUCAUUA
This is a messenger RNA of Anopheles aquasalis, 970 nucleotides long. Its product is annotated as UPF0184 protein AAEL002161. The record is from RefSeq and is a predicted model, not a curated record. Lineage: Eukaryota; Metazoa; Arthropoda; Insecta; Diptera; Culicidae.